Messenger RNA from Thrips palmi, 511 nucleotides. RefSeq names its product cytochrome c oxidase subunit 6C-1-like. The record is from RefSeq and is a predicted model, not a curated record. Bases 141 to 422 code for a protein of 93 amino acids. Lineage: Eukaryota; Metazoa; Arthropoda; Insecta; Thysanoptera; Thripidae. The transcript has 4 exons.
AUCACACAUUCACCUCCCGUCUCUUUUACAGAAGGCGCAGGGUGCAGGUUACUUCUGCUGCUGCUUUUCGUCUCGAGUUGGUGUCGUCGAAAGUGCUUGAAUCCUGCGUUUGACGCUCGGUAUUCCCAAAUUAAAGCAAGAUGUCGUCUGCAGUCACCAAACUGGCGAAGCCACAGCUCCGUGGCCACUUUCAGAACUACCUGAACCAGACCUUCAUUCAGGCGGCUAUUGCCUCCGCUGUCGUUGGAGUUGGCUUUUAUUUCGGCAUCCUUGUUAAGCACCGCAACAGGAGAGAGGAGUUCUAUGCCACCUUCAAUGCUGAGAAAGAAUUCGAACGCCUCAGAGACCUGGGCUUCUUCUGGAGUGUUCCCUCCAAGGAUCCUUCCAAGAACCUUUACAACAUGCAGGGAGAGAUGCCAUAAGCAAUUAUGUUAGGAACUAGUUCAGUACACACCUAUUUGUUUCAAUAAUAUCAAAACCUUUAAUAAAGGUCAUUACCUCUAGUGUGGUC